Messenger RNA from Oncorhynchus mykiss (rainbow trout), 3574 nucleotides. The record is from RefSeq and is a predicted model, not a curated record. Lineage: Eukaryota; Metazoa; Chordata; Actinopteri; Salmoniformes; Salmonidae.
AUCUCUCCACCAAUGAAGCCCAUUGUGGUUGAGCUGCCCAUCUCUCCACCAGUGAAGCUCACCGUAUUGGAGCUGCCGAUCUCUCCACCAGUGGAGCCCAUCGUGGUUGAGCUGCCCAUCUCUCCACCAGUGAAGCCCAUUGUGGUUGAGCUGCCCAUCUCUCCAUCAAUGAAGCCCUUGGUGGUUGAGCUGCCCAUCUCUCCACCAAUGAAGCCCAUCGUGGUCGAGUGUCCCAUCUCUCCACCAGUGGAGCCCAUCGUGGUUGAGCUGCCCAUCUCUCCACCAGUGAAGCCCAUUGUGGUUGAGCUGCUUAUCGCUCCAGUGGAAGCUGAGUCGCUUCAGAGAUUUGAGCAACUGAAGGGUCUGACACAGCGACAUAGAAAAAGAGAAGAAGACAUGGAAACUUCAGUUCCACAGGACAGAACUACUCAGCCUCCUCCCGCCCAAUCGGAUUAUUUCCCUCCACCAAAGAGAUGCCAAAGGGCUGAGGAUUUCUUCCCUCCACCUCCAGUGGAGCCCAUUGUGGUUAAGCUGCCCGACUCUCCACCAGUGAAGCCCAUCAUGGUGGAGCUGCCCAUCUCUCCACCAGUGAAGCCCAUCAUGGUUGAGCUGCCCAUUUCUCCACCAGUGAAGCCCAUUGUGGUUGAGCUGCCCAUCUCUCCACCAGUGAAGCCCAUUGUCGUUGAGCUACCCAUCUCUCCACCAGUGAAGCCCAUUGUGGUUCAGCUGCCCAUCUCUCCACCAGUGAAGCCCAUAAUUGUUGAGCUGCCCAUUUCUCCACCAGUGAAGCCCAUUGUGGUCGAGCUGCCCAUUUCUCCACCAGUGAAGCCCAUCAUGGUCGAGCUUCCCAUUUCUCCACCAGUGAAGCCCGUCGUGGUUGAGCUGCCCAUUUCUCCACCAGUGAAGCCCGUCGUGGUUGAAUGGCAAAUCUCUCCACCAGUGAAGCCCUUCGUGGUUGAGCCGCCGAUCUUUCCACCAGUGGAGCCCAUUGUGGUUGAACUGCCCAUCUCUCCACCAGUGGAGCCCAUUGUGGUUGAGCUGCCCAUCUCUCCACCAGUGGAGCCCAUUGUGGUUGAGCUGCCCAUCUCUCCACCAGUGGAGCCCAUUGUGGUUGAGCUGCCCAUCUCUCCACCAGUGGAGCCCAUUGUGAUUGAGCUGCCCGUCUCUCCACCAGUGGAGCCCAUUGUGGUUGAGCUGCCCAUCUCUCCACCAAUGAAGCCCAUCGUGGUCGAAUGUCCCAUCUCUCCACCAGUGGAGCCCAUCGUGGUUGAGCUGCCCAUCUCUCCACCAGUGGAGCCCAUCGUGGUUGAGCUGCCCAUCUCUCCACCAGUGAAGCCCAUUGUGGUUGAGCUGCUUAUCGCUCCAGUGGAAGCUGAGUCGCUUCAGAGAUUUGAGCAACUGAAGGGUCUGACACAGCGACAUAGAAAAAGAGAAGAAGACAUGGAAACUUCAGUUCCACAGGACAGAACUACUCAGCCUCCUCCCGCCCAAUCGGAUUAUUUCCCUCCACCAAAGAGAUGCCAAAGGGCUGAGGAUUUCUUCCCUCCACCUCCAGUGGAGCCCAUUGUAGCUGAGCUACCCAUCUCUCCACCAGUGAAGCCCAACGUGGUCGAGCAUCCCAUCUCUCCACCAGCGAAGCCCAACGUGGUCGAGCAUCCCAUCUCUCCACCAGUGAAGCCCAACCUUGUUGAGCUGCGCAUCAUUCCACCAGUGAAGCUCACCGUGUUGGAGCUGCCGAUCUCAUCACCAGUGAAACCCAUCGUGGUUGAGCUGCCCAUCUCUCCACCACUGAAAAGCAUUGUGGUUGAGCAGCUUAUCGCUCCAGUGGAGGCUGAGUCGCUUCAGAGAUUUGAGGUCCUUUCCCACUUUGCUCCACCACCGUGGACAAAUAAGCCACUGACGGGCCUGACACAGCGACAUAAAAAAAGACAGAAAGACAUGGAAAUUUCAGUUCCACAGGCCAUAACUACUCAGCCUCCUCCCGCCCUAUCGGAUUAUUUCCCUCCACCUCCACCAAAGAGAUGCCAAAGGGCCCAGGAUUUCUUCCCUCCACUUCCAGUGGAGCCUAUUGUAGCUGAGCUGCCCGACUCUCCACCAGUGAAGCCCAUCAUGGUUAAGCUGCCCAUCUCUCCACCAGUGAAGCCCAUCAUGGUUGAGCUGCCCAUCUCUCCAGCAGUGAAGCCCAUCAUGGUUGAUCUGCCCAUCUCUCUACCAGUGGAGCCCAUCGUGGUUGAGCUUCCUGUCUUUCCACCAGUGAAGCCCAUCGUUGUUUAUCGGCCCAUCUGUCCACCAGUGAAGCACAUCACGUUUGAGCUUCCCAUCGUUCCACCAGUGAAGUUCAUUGUGGUGGAGCUUCCCAUCUCUCCACCUGUGAACCACCAGCAUCAACCUGAUCAAUGGGCCAACUGGGGAAUAGAGGCUGGUUCUUCUCAGAUUGUCGAUGCUCCUGCCUAUCUCCCCCUCCCCCUCCCUACUUCCUCUGAUCUCCCUCAGCAGAGCCCACAGGAACAGCCUGGAGUCCUCACAGCAUCCUCUGGGCUUCUUGCAAAUGUUGGGACUCUUAAGGAGAUGAUUGAGAUUGCAUGGCAGAAGUGUCAGGAGUACCAAUCUAAGUUCGUCAUGUGGUGUUGUGUUACCCUGUUGUGCACACAGAGUAGGGCACAGCCCAUCUUUCCUUCAGUGAACCCCAUCGUGGUCGAGCGUCCCAUCUCUCCACCAGUGAAGCACAUCACGUUUGAGCGUUCCAUCUCUCCACCGGUGAAGCACGUCAUGUUUGAGCUGCCUAUCGCUCCAGUGGAAGCUGAGUCGCUUCAGAGAUUUGAGUUUUUCCCACCACCGCGGAAAAAUAAUCCACUGAAGGGUCUGACACAGCGACACAGAAAAAGACAGACAGACAUGGAAACUUCAGUUCCACAGGCCAGAACAACUCAGCCUCCUCCCGCCCUAUCACAUUUCUUCCCUCCACCUCCACUGGAGCCCAUCGUGGUUGAACUGCCCAUUUCUCCACCAGUGAAGCACGCCAUGUUGGAGCUGCCCAUUUGUCCAGUAGCAGUUGAGUCUCUUCAUGGAUUUGAGUUUGUCCCACCACCGGAGAAAAAUGAACUGCUGAAUGGUCUGACACAGCGACAUAAAAAAAGACAAAAAGUCACUUCAGUUCCAAAGGCCAGAACUACUCUACUUCCUCCCUGCCAAUUGAAUUUUUUCCCUCCACCACAGGGAUGUCAGUGGGCACAGAAUUUCCUCAAUUCACCUCCACCACAGGAUUGCCAAACGGCCCAAAAUGGAGUUAACCCAUAUUCAAUGAGAGCAGUAACAGGUGCUCCAAUGGGCAAAUACCCAGGUUAUCCAUGUACAACUACCAAAGCUGGGUCUGGAAUAUCAGACGCUUCCCUGGUUCACAUGCUCAGACCUCUCUCACCGAUGCGCGUGCCAGAAGAUGAUGGUGGAUGGGACUCUGCUGGGGAUCACCCUGGGACUCCCUUCUACAUGGGUUGACUCUUCCACUGGACCUUUUAAGCCCUUUAAGCUAUUUUGCCGGAAAAAAAGGACGCAGUGGAGCAUAGCAUAUUUUUUU